This is a messenger RNA of Contarinia nasturtii (swede midge), 627 nucleotides long. Its product is annotated as PHD finger-like domain-containing protein 5A. Bases 111 to 443 code for a protein of 110 amino acids. Lineage: Eukaryota; Metazoa; Arthropoda; Insecta; Diptera; Cecidomyiidae. Gene Ontology annotation, cellular component: precatalytic spliceosome; U2 snRNP; catalytic step 2 spliceosome. The transcript is spliced from 3 exons. Gene Ontology annotation, biological process: mRNA splicing, via spliceosome. The record is from RefSeq and is a predicted model, not a curated record.
ACACUUUCUUUAUUACUCCUUUGGACGCCGUCGAUUGCUAUUUUUCCGAAAAUAUUGUUUAGAAAAAGCUACAAUUGAGUUGAUUUCUCGAUUAAAUUAAUUGAAACAAUAUGGCAAAACAUCAUCCAGAUUUGAUUUUCUGCCGUAAACAACCAGGUGUUGCCAUCGGUCGUCUGUGCGAAAAAGAUGAUGGAAAAUGUGUGAUUUGCGAUUCAUACGUUCGUCCGUGCACAUUAGUUCGUAUUUGCGAUGAAUGCAAUUAUGGUUCAUACCAAGGUAGAUGCGUUAUUUGCGGUGGUCCCGGUGUUUCGGAUGCAUAUUAUUGCAAGGAGUGCACCAUUCUUGAAAAAGAUAGAGACGGUUGCCCAAAGAUCGUUAACCUCGGUAGUUCGAAAACAGAUUUAUUCUACGAACGCAAAAAGUAUGGAUUCAAACAAAGAUGAUGUGUGUACACCAACUGCGCCAUAUACCCUCUUAUCGAAGUUCAAUUCCUUUUUUCGCUCUCAUAAUUCCAACGUAAAUUCUAAUUUCAAUUCGAACACAAUUUUAGUAAAUCUCAUAAAAUUCAAUAGUUGAAAAUAAUGUUUAUUCAUGAAUUUUCAAAAAAAAAAAAAACAUUUGAAAAAA